UCUUAUCGCAACCGACACCAAAUAUCUACCAUCACGAUGUCGGACCCUAUCAACGCCAACCCCACCAUCAUCGAUGUGUCGAACCUCCCCACCAGGAUAGGCCAGGACACCAAGGCCACCAACCGGAACGCCGAGUUGGUGGAGAGAAUCACCUCCCUCUCACUUCUCACACCAAAAGUACAUCACCCAUCCUCACCUGCUACCACGGUGCCUGAUCUCGUGUCAGACGUGGACAUGGACUCUACUGAGGACGAGUUGGUGGACGAAGACGACGAAGAUGAGGAUGCUAUCGACGCUCAAGAAAUCUUCGAUCUCAUCUCUACAAUCUCCGAUCCAGAACACCCUUUGACUUUGGCCCAGCUUGCUGUGGUCAACUUGUCGGACAUAACAGUGACUUUGGGCCAGAACAAGAACACGGACAUUUCAGAGGUUCUCAUCAAGAUCACUCCUACCAUCACUCAUUGCUCGUUGGCCACCUUGAUCGGGUUGGGAAUCAGGGUGCGCUUGGAGCGUUGCUUACCUGCCAGAUUCAGAAUCAGGAUCUUGAUCAAGGAGGGAACACAUCAGUCCGAAAACCAAGUCAACAAACAGUUGAACGACAAAGAAAGAGUGGCUGCUGCCUGUGAAAAUGACCAGUUGUUGAGCGUGAUACUGCAGAUGUUGAGCACUUGCAAGUAACUGGAAGAACUAGUUCGAAUACUCUCUGGAUCCAGCACCAAGAGGCUUGCUCCCUGAAAUAUAAACGUUAACUUCCUUCAAGAUACUACCCAUUUUCAUACUGAAGUAAUUAUAUUAAUAAAUUAAGACAU
This is a messenger RNA of Suhomyces tanzawaensis NRRL Y-17324, 809 nucleotides long. Its product is annotated as iron-sulfur cluster assembly protein. The coding region runs from base 37 to 678 and encodes 213 amino acids. Gene Ontology annotation, biological process: iron-sulfur cluster assembly. NCBI's taxonomy places the organism in Eukaryota, Fungi, Ascomycota, Pichiomycetes, Serinales, Debaryomycetaceae. The record is from RefSeq and is a predicted model, not a curated record. The transcript has a single exon.